GAUCUCUCCGCACCAAACAAACGCCACCGUCUUCCCCACCUCUCCCGUCCCCGGUCCGGUCCACCAACCGCCUCCAGGCCGCAACCAUGCACGGCCGCCGCCAUCUGGCGGCCUCCCUGGCGAGAACCCUGUCCCAGGCUCCCUCCCGCUCCAUCUCCUCCACCCCGUCCCUCCUCCAAACCCUCGACCCGACCCCGCAGUCCCCUCCCCUCGCCGCGCCCGCGGCGGGGCGGCUCGCGGAGAUGCGGAGGCGGCUGCAGGCGGAGACGCCGUCGCUGGGGGACUUCGCGUACUCGGUGGAGGUGGGGACGCGGAAGAAGCCGCUGCCCAAGCCCAAGUGGAUGAAGGAGACGAUCCCCGGCGGGGCCAAGUACGCGGCCAUCAAGGCCAAGCUGCGGGAGCUGAAGCUGCACACCGUCUGCGAGGAGGCGCGCUGCCCCAACCUCGGCGAGUGCUGGUCGGGCGGCGAGACCGGCACCGCCACUGCCACCAUCAUGAUCCUCGGUGACACCUGCACACGCGGAUGCAGAUUUUGCAAUGUCAAGACAUCACGAACCCCUCCUCCACCAGAUCCUAAUGAGCCUGCCAAUGUUGCGCAAGCUAUUGCAUCGUGGGGCCUUGAAUAUAUAGUCAUCACAAGUGUGGACCGGGACGAUUUACCUGAUCAGGGGAGCGGCCAUUUUGCUGAAACAGUACAGAGGUUGAAGACUUUAAAGCCAGAUAUGCUUAUUGAAGCGCUUGUGCCUGAUUUCCAAGGAGAUCGAAGUUGUGUAGAAAAGGUAGCAACUUCCGGGUUGCAUGUUUUUGCACACAAUAUUGAAACGGUGGAAGAGCUUCAAAGAAGUGUGCGAGACCACCGUGCAAAUUUUAAGCAAUCAAUGGAUGUUCUGAAAAUGGCGAAGGAGUAUGCCCCUCCUGGCACCCUCACAAAGACAUCAGUCAUGCUGGGUUGUGGGGAGACUCCCGAUCAGGUUAUCAGCACAAUGGAAAAGGUGCGAGCUGCUGGUGUUGAUGUCAUUACAUUUGGUCAGUACAUGAGGCCGUCAAAGCGACAUAUGCCAGUGUCUGAGUAUAUUACACCUGAAGCCUUCGAGAACUACCGCGCCCUUGGUGUUGAAAUGGGAUUCCGUUAUGUUGCAUCCGGUCCGAUGGUUCGGUCCUCCUACAAAGCAGGCGAAUUCUACAUCAAAGCCAUGAUCGAAGAUGACCGAGCAAAAUCAGGUGCUGUUGCAGACUCAAGUUGCUAGCUGACACACCUCCAGGCAUUGACAUGGCUACGUUGCAAAUAAGAUGUUCUAAUUGGAGAAACAUGUUUGAUUUUAUACAUCUUGGCAAUACUACUAUUCUUUUCAAGAGAAUGAAUUCUUCUGCGCCCCUCCUUUUUUUACUUAAAACUGCUAUUUGCAUUUCUUCACACUAUCCCAUAUUUUGUACGUGGCUAUAAAAUCAUCCAUUGUAACAGUAAGGGAUAGAGUCCGUCAAUGUACCUACCGGAUAUUAUUGAGGCCAUUAUUGUGCCUCAUGUGAUGUGCUUGUACAGAGUUUUGACGAA
Messenger RNA from Aegilops tauschii subsp. strangulata, 1552 nucleotides. RefSeq names its product lipoyl synthase, mitochondrial. Gene Ontology annotation, cellular component: mitochondrion. NCBI's taxonomy places the organism in Eukaryota, Viridiplantae, Streptophyta, Magnoliopsida, Poales, Poaceae. Gene Ontology annotation, molecular function: lipoate synthase activity; 4 iron, 4 sulfur cluster binding. The record is from RefSeq and is a predicted model, not a curated record. Gene Ontology annotation, biological process: lipoate biosynthetic process.